This is a messenger RNA of Macroventuria anomochaeta, 2032 nucleotides long. Its product is annotated as carbohydrate-binding module family 35 protein. Bases 374 to 2032 code for a protein of 552 amino acids. The transcript is spliced from 2 exons. Gene Ontology annotation, biological process: carbohydrate metabolic process. The record is from RefSeq and is a predicted model, not a curated record. Gene Ontology annotation, molecular function: hydrolase activity, hydrolyzing O-glycosyl compounds. Lineage: Eukaryota; Fungi; Ascomycota; Dothideomycetes; Pleosporales; Didymellaceae.
UGUACGGAUUGUGAGUGUUUAGUGUUAUGCUGUCUGAACUGUACAGUGCCCUUGGUCCGAUCCCGAAGUGACUUGCCUUGUCGGAGCACAAACACGAAUGCGCUACAAACAUUUCAUUAACGUCCUCGUAUAGUGACAUAGUGUAUUGUCCGGGGUGCAGAUCUACUGCAUUUGUACCUCCAAAUGCAGAACAAGAUCCGCAUUGCAUUCACCUCGUGGUACUCGCAAGUAUGGCGCUCGACUGAUCCGGACGGUCCUAACGACAGCAAUCAUGGACAUGGGUCGGCAAGGAACAGUAUAAAGACAAGUGAUCAUCCUCUUCAGGCAACCAGAACAGAGCAUCUCUCACCCCUUCACUCUCAUCGCAUCCACCAUGGUCGGCCCCAACCUCGCCCUCCUCUCCCUCACCGGAGCUGCCCUUACCGCAGCGCAAUCCUUCCAAUCCACGCCCGUCCUCGGCUGGAACUCUUACAACCAAGUGUCCUGCAGUCCCACACAAGAUGGCAUCACUAAAACCAUCAAUGCGCUCGCAGACCGCGGUUUCGUUGCCGCAGGCUACAAUUACUUCCAGAUCGACUGCGGCUGGGCCUCCCGUGACGGCCAGCGCAAUACUUCCACUGGCGCGCUCAACAUUGAUACGAAUGCAUUCCCCAAUGGACUCAAGCCCUUAAGUGAUCUGGCGAGGAGCAAGGGCAUGAAGUGGACUAUGUAUUCGGAUGCGGGCGUUAGGAUGUGUGAUCCGCAAGUGCCCAGUCCUGUGUUAGGGUCGUUGGGUCAUGAAUCUGUCGAUGCUGAGUUUUUCAAGAGUCUCAACACCGAAUAUGUCAAGUACGACAACUGCUAUGUCGAUGGGCCCAACGCGAACCAGAACGCACCCAAAGACCCAAGGACUGACUUUGCUUCGCGCUUCGGUGUGAUGUGGAAGGAGCUGCAACGAGUUGGCAUUCCGGGCAUGUUGAUUUGCCAGUGGGGUACUCCAUUCUCCACUUCAGAAGGCCUGCAAGGUCCCAAGGACUGGACUAAGGGUAUUUCGACAUCGUUCCGUCUGUCUGACGACAUUGCUCAGGGCUGGGGUAAUGUGUACCGCAUCUACAACCAAGCUGUCCACAUCGCUGCGUCCGGUGUUGUUGGACCUGGUCACAUUGCCGAUGCCGACUUGCUCGAGGUCGGAAACCAGGGAAUGACCUUCGAUGAGCAGGCUACGCACUUUGCGGCGUGGGCUAUGCUGAAGUCUGCUCUCAUGAUCUCCACCGAUGUAGCAGCUCUUUCGGACGACACUGUCAAGGUUCUGCAGAACAAAGACCUGCUUGCCAUCAAUCAGGACUCAGCUGUCAAGCCUAUCACGCUCAAGCAGCGCUGGACCUCAGACCGCGAUCUCUGGAGUGGCGAUCUUGCCAACGGCGAUGUGGCUGUCCUGGUCGUAGACCUCAGCAACGCACGCCGCACCCUUUCCGUCCAGCUCUCCUCCCUCGGCAUCCAGUCCGCAACCAUCAAGGACCUGUGGUCCGGCACAACGACCCAGAACGCAGUCUCCUUCUCCAAACAAGUCAACGCCCGCGGCUCCCUCGCUCUCCGCCUCUCUAACGUCAAGCGCACCUCUACCACUACCAACUACAACUACAUCUCCGCGUCUACCGGCUCCCUCGCCUCGGGCGCAAACAUCCAGUCCUGCUCUGGCUGCACAUCUACCAAUAAGGUCGGCAACCUCGGCGGCCCCUCUAACGGCACACUCACACUUAGCAACAUCCGCACAAGCCAGGCGACCCAGGUCGUGCGCUUUGACUACAUCAACGGCGAGGUCGGGUACCUGGGCGGCAGCAACAAUGAGCGUUUGGCAUCCAUUAGCGUGAAUGGCGGUGCGGCGAAGACGGUUAGCUUCCCGCUUACGGGGUAUAAUUGGGAUAAGGAUGUUUUGAAGAGUUAUGCUGUCGAACUGUCUGGGUUCAGCACGACGGGAACGAAUAGUAUCGUGAUUAAGGGUGUUGGAAGCGCGUAUGCGCCGGAUUUUGAUAGGGUGGGUGUUGUCGCGUAG